AGGCUUGUGUCAUCUCAACAUCCGCAAGUAUGGCAAGUCAGACGUGAGGAAAAAGUGACAUUACGCAUUUUGGAUUAUUUUUCCUUUCCUGUCUCUCGAUUUUAUGAGAGAUAAUGGCGGAAGGUGAUUUUCAUCGCAUUGAUGAGUGUUUGAAGUGUCUCCUAUGGAAUUUCAGCUUUAUUGUUGACUAGCUUCAUGUGCAUACUGAACUCAAAAUGCCUAUCCAAGGCCCCCAGUGGACAGAGUUUUUGUCUUGUGAGGUUUGCUAUAAACUUUUUAGUGAAAAAGCAAAUCGGCCUAUUAGCUUAGGCUGUGGGCACACUGUAUGCAAAAUGUGCCUCUCUCGACUGCAACAAAGCAAGUGCCCAUUUGACCAGAGCCCUAUUACUUGUGACAUUGACAAACUACCAGUAAAUUAUGCUUUGCUGCAACUUGUUGGAGCAGCAAUUCCAGACAAAUUAAUUGACAAAGAUGAUAGCAUUGGAGAUCUCUUUGAUGCCAGGAAGGCAGAGUAUUAUGAGUCAGCAAGAAAGUGCAUUGAAGAGCUUGCAGUAUAUCUGAAACCUCUUUCAGAAGAGUCAUUACAAGAGCUGGAAGAAGCAGGGGAAGAUGUAUCGGACCUAAAAAUUGGAAAUAAAGUAUCAGGGGGCACACAAGUUCAAGUUCAAAACAGCGCUAACAAAACCACCAACAUUGCAGUGAACAACACUGGUGCAGGCUGCAUGCUCAGUCGUCCUAUGCAGCGCAAGCUGGUGACACUUAUCAACUGUCAGCUUGUUGAAGAGGAAGGGAGAUCCAGGGCAACCAGGGCAGCACGCAGUCUUGGAGAACGUGCUGUGACUGAGCUUAUCUUGGCACACCAAAAUCCACAACAGUUGUCUGCCAAUCUUUGGGCUGCUGUUCGAACUCGUGGCUGCCAGUUUUUGGGUCCAGGUAUGCAAGAAGAAGUUCUUCGACUAAUACUGCUAGCUCUUGAGGAAGGGAGAGCUUUGUCAAGAAAGGUGCUGGUUUUGUUUGUAGUGCAGCGGUUAGAGAAACAGUAUCCACAAGCCUCCAAAACAGCUAUUGGACAUGUGGUGCAGCUUCUGUACAGGGCUUCUUGCUUUAGAGUAACGAAGCGAGAAGAGGAGUCAUCACUGAUGCAGCUUAAGGAAGAGUUCCGAUCUUAUGAGGCAUUACGACGGGAACAUGAUGCCCAGAUAGUACAGAUUGCUAUGGAGGCUGGUCUGCGCAUCUCACCUGAACAGUGGUCCUCACUUCUAUAUGGUGACUCCUCCCACAAAUCCCACAUGCAGUCAAUAAUUGACAAGCAUCAGAGCCCCCAGUCGUUUGCUCAGGGAAUCAAUGAACUUGUGCUGGCAGUACAGAGGACUGGUGACCCAUGUAGUCUGCUGUCUCUAAGGCCUCAUCUUGAAUUCCUUGCAAAGAUUGACCCCAGUCCAGACUGCCCUGCUCCUUCCUGGGAAGACCUGGAGGCUGUCAUGAAGUCACUUAAGGUGGUUGUACAGGGUUUGGUUGACUUCCUGUCUCAUUAUAGCCAUCGGCGUAUGGAGACUGUACCACAGCAAAAUACACGUUACAAGACCAGCAUGUGCCGAGACUUCACUGCUAAAGGCAGCUGUCCACGGGGUGUCAGCUGCACAUUUGCCCAUUCACAGGAUGAAUUGGAAAAGUAUCGGUCACGAUCUAAGAAGUUAAGCAACAGAGGGUUUGGUUCCAUGUCCGCCUAUAACUCUCUCACACCAAAGCAAAAGUUGGAGUUGGCACAAGUUCAGGAGUCUUCUCGGCAGAAAAUGGCAAGUGGCCAGGGGCAAUCAGGUGGAUCUGCAGACAUUAUAGGAGGCAUAGCUGGUGAAGGGGAAGCAGCUAGUGUUGGUCAGCUGACAAACCUUAUAGCAGGUCUUGCUGUUGCUUCAUCUGUCUAUGCACAACCCAGUGCUGUUGCUCAGGCAGUGCAGGAGCAUCUGCAGAUAGGUGGCCCUGGCUUUGCCAUUCCCAUACCCACACCAUCUCCUAUGCCUGGUGGGGCAUAUGCCAUCACACGGCCUAGGAUGUCCACUAGCAGUUCUUUGUCAGGCCCAGUCACACGGCUGACCUUCAGUGGUGCUAAUUUGCCUGAAGCCAUUUGUGCAGAGCAGAUAUGUCCAACAAUCCAUCAAUACCCUCAGCAAGUGCCAUUGAGACUUCAUAGUUCGGAACAGACUAUCCAAUUUGCAAAUCCUCAGUUGGUUCCUAGACCAGUGGCAGGGCCCUCUCCUCCCCCUGUGGCCAGUGGCAUGGGCAACCCCAUGGGUGCAGCCCAAAUCCUUGCUUCUCAGCAUGCACCUCCCCAGAUCUUGCUGGAAGCUGCAAGGGUGCCUGACUUGACCUCCAUGGGUGUGGCGUCAGCAGCUGCCUGUCCUCUUCAUCACAUAGCAGGAGAGCUGUUGCAGCAGCCAGGCCCAGUCUACAGUGGGACCCCAGGCCUAGUUCCCUAUCCAGUGGAGCCAUAUGUGGUUGGACCAGCUGGUGAUCUGCAGGGCCUGGCUCCAGCUGCCAUGCCAAUUAUGCAGAGUUUGGAAAGACUACAAAAUCGGAAGUCGGAGAUAAUUUCACAUCUGAGAGGUGAAGCUAUUGGCAUGGUGAAUGGUAAUGGGACAACUGGACCAGCCAGUUUGGACAGAGUGUUAGCCAGUGGCCUUAGACUGGGAGUGGGUCCACUUCCACACUCAGUCAACAACAGUUUUGUUGCCACCCGUGCCACACAUUCACUUGAAGAACUUGAUCUGGGUGGCACGAAGUAUCCUCAGUGGUCAGCAGGAGAAUUGACUAAUGUUAAAACAGAAAAUGUUAAACCCUUGAUUAAGAGAACUGUCAGCCAGCCUUGUCAUGUUCCACAAUCAGGCAAGACACAAGUGCUGCCACCUACCCUUGUUAAGACAAAAGAAGAUGAAUUUGAAGAGGCUGAGCCUUCUGAAGACCUUGAAGAAGACUGUGAAGUGAAAGAGACAGACUUUAAAGGUAUUUCAACUAUUCUGGAUGAUGAAGAUGAUUCUUUCAUCCCAUUUGACCCUCCACUGGUCUCGAAGUUUGGACCCAUUUCAAGGGCCCGCUUGAAGGAGAUGAACUCUAUGCCUGUUCAAGUCACUGCGGAAGAGAGCACAAAGUGUACACCAGUCCUGUCAGUGACGCCACUGGAUCGACCUUAUCCUGUGUCUGCACUGGUGCCCAGCAUUUAUAAGCCCAAAAUGACUGCAUCAGUUACCAUCCCUACUCCAGAUAAUCUACCCUACUCCAUGUAUUCCGUUUGGGGGGGGCAGGACUUAAUGAGACACAAGAUUCCUGAGAUGGUGCAACAGUUGGAGAAGAGUGCCAUAGCUGCUCCAACAACCAACCAGCGUCUGGCAUUGCAGCUGCAGUCCAUUGAACUGCAGAUUUCUAUGAAAACUGGCAAAACACCAAAGCCAAUACAUGAGCUUUUACAAGAAGCAGACACACGAGACGUGCAUCUGAAGGAGAGAUCCUUCCAUCCCAUGGAGGCAAGAACAGGAGUGAAGAACGUAUUUCCAGGAAACUACUAUGUGCCUGAAUGGAAAUGACUCAAGCUUGCAUCAGCCUCUCUGAAAGACAUGCAUGACACUAGUGUAACUGUCUGCUCUGCGUGCAUGCAGUGUAUUUUCUGCAGUCAUAAGUGACUGUGCAUAGCUCAGUGUUAGUAAGGUCUGCUGAGCAUGCAUUCAACCCUUGCACUACCCGAUUUUUAAGAUUUAUUUGGAGUACAAAAAUCGUGUUUUUGUGCAGCUCUUUAGUGAGAGCCUGUAUGCCAUGUUUAUAUAAAGACAUUUGAUCAUGCUACUCAUAUUUGCUCAGUUUAUGUUUUUCCUAUAUUUAUGAACUUUUCUUCAGGAAUGUGUUUUCCAUUGUGAAAUAUUUUACUUGUAACUACCAAUUUCGUUCACUUUUAAAAAUGCAAAACUACCAUAAUAAGACUUUUGAGAGAUUAUUGAAAUGUUUAAGUCACUCUGCUUUGAUGGAGUUUGCAAGUAUAUAAUAUUUUAUAGAUAUCUUUUAAAUGCCGUACCAGGAUUGUAUAUCUGUGUGAUGUUCUUAGAGUGAAUUUUGAAUAUGCUGGCGACAGAAAAGUGACUUUGAAAAUAAUCAGUGCACUAAUCUGUCAUGUUUCCUUUCGUUCAACUUUUGUCUGGACGAUAGGGUGGUUUUUUUUUUUUUUUUUUUUUAAGAAUUAGACAAGUCAUGUUCUUCCGCUCAUGUUGUGACAAGUCAACUAGAUAAUAUUCCAUCUAAAAUUGGAUUCGAUUGCUGGAAGCUGGCAAGUUGAACAAUUUUGAUGUUGUACAAAGUCAAUACCUGAGUGCUGUUCUCAGAAUUUUAAAUAAUUGAAAAAGACCUCGACAGAUAGGCUAUUUUGUCCAAUGAGAAAAUAUGUAGCUUGCUGCAAAUUUUGUAGCAUGGUUAUUUUGCAGGAUGACACAUAUUCAGCAUAAAUUUUUAACAGUUAUUCUGUGGAGCAGAAAUAGAAUGACUGCUUCUGCUUGAUUUCUGAUGGAAUUUGGUUUCUUUCUCUGAAUCAGAGUUGACAUUUUUCCAAGUAAGAUGUGAUGUCACAUAUUAUUGAAGCAAUUCGAAUGUGGAUUUUUCUGUGGCUUCUGGGGAGCUUUAUUUUUUUUCAUAUAAUUGGAAGUAGCACUUUCUUAUAUGCAGAAAGUUGCAGUGCAUGCUGGGAAGGCAAACGUGAUAAUGGCAGCAGCACUAAAAUCAGCAGGGGCAUUUAUUUUAAGCUGAAGCACCUGGGGAGCAUCAUUAGCCUGUGGUUCACAAUGUGAGCAGUGCUUUGUUUUAAGCAGAAUUGUUUGGUUUAGGUCUGUGACCCAGAAGCCUAUUUGUUAACCUCUCUCCACUUGGGUAUUCUUGGCUGCCCUCCAGAUUCUUGUUACCACCUUUGGCCUAAACAGCUGUGCAUUUUAUGAAAGCUGUGAUUAUAUGUUGGCCAGUUCUUUAUGAAGCUCUGAUGUCAUGUAAGCAAGAAUUGCAUGCAGUCUAGUUUUUAAUGCUGUUUUUUAUGUGUUGAAUGGCAGUAACAUUUUGACUUGUAUAUGUUCACAUUUGGACAUUAUAUAUAUAUUAAAAAUCAUUCAGAAUUAAUAA
Molecule: messenger RNA, 5145 nt
Organism: Pomacea canaliculata
Lineage: Eukaryota; Metazoa; Mollusca; Gastropoda; Architaenioglossa; Ampullariidae
Product: roquin-1-like
Exons: 19
Coding region: 216-3578 (1120 amino acids)
Molecular function (GO): metal ion binding
Source: RefSeq, a predicted model, not a curated record